AUGUAUCUCCUGACAGCCAUGAGCAUUGAGAGGUGCGUCUCUGUUUUGUUCCCAAUCUGGUACCGGUGUCACCGCCCAAAGCACUUGUCAGGCAUCAUGUGUGGGGUGCUCUGGGCUCUUGCUGGACUUGUUGUUUCUUUGGCUUUCAUUAUUUGUACUUCAUUUUAUCAUCGAGAGUGUGACAAAGUAUUAGAUGGUUUAAGCAUUGCAAAUAUUCUUAUUUUCUUUUUAUUCCCUUUGCUUUCCAACCUGUCCCUCUUCAUCAAACUCCGAUGUGGCUCACAGAGACGACACCCGGGCAAACUCUAUGUUGCUGUCCUCCUCAGUGUCAUCUUCAUGUUCAUCUUUGGGCUUCCUCUCACUGUGGUGAUUCUUAUUCGUUAUUUUGGUAGACGCCUAUAUAUACUUCAGAUUGCUUACCUGCUGGCAUCACUGAACAGCAGCGUCAACCCAGUCGUUUAUUUCCUGGUGGGGAGCUGCCGGCAGCACUGCUUCCAAGGCUCAGUGAAAGUCGCCCUUCGCCGAGUGUUCGAAGACAAAGUGACAAGUGAGGAGGGGAGCCACGUGCGUGGGGAUGCUGCAGUGGAGACCACUGUGUAA
This is a messenger RNA of Charadrius vociferus (killdeer), 600 nucleotides long. RefSeq names its product proto-oncogene Mas-like. Gene Ontology annotation, cellular component: membrane. Gene Ontology annotation, biological process: G protein-coupled receptor signaling pathway. Bases 1 to 600 code for a protein of 199 amino acids. The transcript has a single exon. The record is from RefSeq and is a predicted model, not a curated record. NCBI's taxonomy places the organism in Eukaryota, Metazoa, Chordata, Aves, Charadriiformes, Charadriidae. Gene Ontology annotation, molecular function: G protein-coupled receptor activity.